Magallana angulata is the source of this 7191-nucleotide messenger RNA. Its product is annotated as mediator of RNA polymerase II transcription subunit 12-like protein. NCBI's taxonomy places the organism in Eukaryota, Metazoa, Mollusca, Bivalvia, Ostreida, Ostreidae. Gene Ontology annotation, biological process: regulation of transcription by RNA polymerase II. The record is from RefSeq and is a predicted model, not a curated record. Gene Ontology annotation, cellular component: mediator complex. The transcript has 42 exons. The coding region runs from base 31 to 6321 and encodes 2096 amino acids. Gene Ontology annotation, molecular function: transcription coactivator activity.
GUCUAGAAGACCGUGAAAAUGGAUUGAAAAAUGUCUGCAUUUCCAUCACAAGAAAACAGACCUUUGAAGAAGCCCAGACUAGGGCCUCCUGAUGUUUAUCCUCAGGAUACAAAACAAAAAGAGGAUGAGUUGACUGCUACAAGUGUGAAACAUGGAUUUAAUAACAGCCCACCUAUUGGAUGGGAUGAGUAUGGGUCAGCAAGAAGAGAAAACAUCAGUCAGGAAAAGUUUGGGAAAGACUUCAUAUCUGUUCUCAAUAAGAAGACUGAAAUUAAUACCCUGCAAGACACAACAAAGAAGAAGCAAAUGCCAACAAAAGAUAUUUUUUGGCCGGCAGCCAAAAAUCAAGGUGCCAUGCGAGCUUGGUUUAAAGAUCUUGCUGGAAACAAACCUCUGUCAUCUCUUGGAAGAAAGGUGCCUACAUUCAACAAGAAAGAGGAGGUUUUUUCCACUCUGUGUGAGUUUGCAGUACCCAUGACAAAGGCUGCUUGGUUCAUCAAGAUGUUUGCAGCUUACAAUGUGGCUGUUCAAGAGAAAAUGAAACAACGCAGACAUUUGGUGGACCAGUCCAUGGAGUGGUGUCAGGCCAUCACAAAGUAUAUGAGGGACCAGGUCCAGAAAAUCCAGGAGCCCCACUCAGGGCCUGGGUCCACGGCGGGGUUUCUUACUGUGUCCCAGCCUGACCCCAACCAGGCCUUAAAACAGUGGCACUACACCUGUAAACUGGCAAGACAUAUGUAUGAUGAGGGACUUUUAGACAGACAUGAAUUCCUAAGUUGGCUGAUUGACCUUAUAGAAAAAAUGAAGCAAAAUGAAGAUACAGUCUUUAAACUUUUGAUGGCACAAAUAUUGCUGUACAUGGAGGAAAUAACAAGAUCUGUAAUCUUGUCCAGGAGACUGGCACACUUCUCAUCCAAAAAAAUAGCCCAGCUAUGUAAUGAAGCAGACUGCAUGCCGCCACGCACUGAGUCACCAAUGUUGACCAAUGGAUCUACUGGAAUGACCAGUAGUCAGAUAAUUACCCAGAAUCCUCUGUCUACUGUGUUUGCCCAGUACAACAACUGUCCCCAGCACCGUGGAAUAGUACUCAGCCUGUGUGCCACCCUCCAGAUCAUCACACUUCUCUGUCCCAGCUCUCUGGUCUGGAACAGCCUGGGGGACGAGAAGAGCUCCUCCUUCCUGUGUGGGUCACCCCUGGACCUGCUGCCCUGUGCCCCCUCUAGUCUGCCCAUGCCUCAGGGACCCCAGAACAUGCAGAUUCGAGCACAGAUUCGUAUGGCUGAGAACCAAGUAAGACAAAGAGGGAGAGCAGUGGAACUCAGGUGGUCCUCAGACAAAUGUCAGCAAUCGACCAAAGGGAACACUAUUACUCGGGUGUUAGAAGUCCUAGACACACUGGACAGGCAUAACUUUGACAAGGAGGACAUCUCUAAUUCUCUGGACACACUGUACCACAAAAUCUUCACUGCCACACAGACAAAGGAUAGCACUGAGGAGGAUGAAUUGUUGCCAAAACCCUUCAUCAGUGAUGAACCAAUCAUACACCUGCUGAUUGACUGGUCGGUCAGUACCAGGAGAAGUGGGAUAUACAGAGCUGUUGUGGUCGCCAAACUGUUGGAGAAGAGGCAGUUUGAGCUCAAGAAUGAGGGCCAUGCAUUGCUGUUACAUUUACAGCCACAUACAGCAGAGAUAUGUUUUGCUGGGACUUUACUUUUGCAGGACUUUGAUUCGUCUAUGGAGUGCGAUGGGGGAUUAGGGGACGAUGUUUUGGUGUCGUAUGAGACGCCUCUCUUUCAGGGGGUCCUGAUGAGUUAUCUUGAUGAUAAGGCUCCGGUAAUAGAUGAUAACCCAAAUGACAUUGACCGACAGGCUUUUGCCAAUCUCAUUCAGCUGUUCAGUGAACUUAUACGACACGACGUGUUUUCCCAUGACGCCUACAUGUGCUUUCUGAUUUCUCGCGGCGACCUUAUGUCAUCACCACUAGUGAUGAGUGCCACCACAGACUGUAUUGACUUGUCUAGCAUCAAGAGCCAGAGCGAGAGUGUCAAACAUGAGACCCAUGAUGACUUUAAGGUGGACAUCAUGGAUAUGCGUGACAUGAGUGAUAUCGGUAGUUUGUUUGGGACUGGAAAAGAUGAACAGAGAACCAGCCCAGAAGAACCAGCCUCUGUGAAAUCUGUAAUGUCAGAGAAAGAGACCCAUCAUCCCAUGUCUAAUAUGCUGAAUAUGGAGCAGCAGCCCAAGGGGCCCUCACGACAUAUGCUGUAUGCCCAGCAUUUCCCGAUUCCUUACGAAGACUCUGUUCACGAAUGUAACCAGCGUACCGUCGUCCUAUAUGGUGUGGGUAAAGCGAGAGACGACGCCAAGCACGUGGUUAAGAAAAUCAGCAAAGAAGUUCUGAAGAUGUUCAGCAAGAAGAACUGUGUGGACAUCAUCAGUGGAGAACUCGGUCGGGUUAAAAAACGCAAGGAGAAAGAUGCAAGUGAUUCUCUGUCAAACGUCAGCAUGAACUUUGAGAGUGUGUUUGAGGGCAUUUUUAACAAGUUUCAGAAGUUGUCUUUUCAUGACCAGCACUUUGUGACCGCCCAGUGCAGGAAUCUAGUGUUGGAUGAGAUAAAGAAUUUCACCACAUGCAAUUCCUUUUACCUCCCUUUGGUAGAAAAUGUCUCAUAUCUCUUUGACCUGAUGGAAUAUUCUUUGAAUAUCUAUGGACUGUUGGAUUUUUCUGUACAGCUUUUGAAGGAGCUGAGUAAUGUAGAGGAGGCCCUGACUGACCAGAAGUCCAGCUUGGUGGGGAACUACACCACCUCCCUGUGUCUGUGUAUAGUGGGUGUCUUCAGGAAGUACCACGCCUACCUCCUGGUCUCCCCAGAGCUCACUGUUGUAGCUUUUGAAGGGUUGAUCAGCGUAGUGAGAAAGAUCUGUAACCCUUCAGACUGUUCAUCCUCAGAGAGGUGUAUUUUGGCUUACCUGUAUGAUGCCUACACCUCCUGUAAUUACCUCAAGGACAAGUUUUGUGACAUGUUCAGUAACCCGUACAGGAAGAUGAAGAUGACUCUGUAUGCCACCAUCACCCCCUCCGCCUCCAACAAACUCUGGGAUCCGUGUUUUAUGGUGGACUUCAUGCAGCAGACCAACAUCAAGAUUCCACUUGAUGAUGGUGUCAUCAAUGACCUGCGAGAGAACCCUGCCCACCGUUACAGCUUUGUUUGUAACGCUAUGCUACACAUCUGUAACACACAGGAUACAGACAGACUGAAUGAGAUCUCCAUUCUGUGUGCUGAGUUGACUGCCAGGUGUAAUGCCCUCAGCUCCGAGUGGUUAGGCGUUCUACAGGCCCUCUGUUUCUCCUGUGCCAACAGCUGUGGAUUCAUUGACAUUCUCACACAGAUUGAUGUGAGUGACAUGUCAAUCCACGACUCCCUGGCCGUGUUUACUGCCAUUCUCAUUGCCCGCCAUUGUUUCUCCCUACAAGAUCUGGUUGUUCAUGUUGUCCUGCCCUCAUUGCUAUCUGCAAGACCCACUGCCAGUGGGGACCAGGAUGCAGAAAACGGAGCACGGCUCACCUGUCACAUCCUGCUGAGGCUGUUCAAGACUUCAGACAUGACCUUGACCUCACCUGGUCUCAGACCGGGAACUAAAGGUCAAUGUAACAUCAAGAGGUCUUGUGACAAGCACCUGCUGGCUGCCGCCCAUGACAGUAUCACAGUGGGCCCUGUGUUAGCAGUCCUCAAGGCCAUGCUGGUGCUCAGUGAUCUGUGUAGUGAUGAGAUGAGGACCAAGUCUGGGUCCAGCAGUAAGAAGGAGGACAAGGAGGACAUCUUCCACAGUCUCCUCAGCAGUAUUGAUGAUGAGGAGGACAUGCAUAUGAUCAUGGGGCCAUCAAAGAGGAAGCAUGGCAUGGAGAGUGCCGGUCUGAGUGACUUUGCCAGACAUGCUCUGAAGGAGAUGUGUAAGCAGGACUGGGUGCAGGAAAAAUUCCUCAAGGACCCCGAGGGAGUACAGAGCUCAGACCUCCUCCUGGAUAACAUGCUGUCCAAUAAACAGGCCCAACAGCUACUCCAGAUGAUCUGUUACCCUAACGGAGUUCCGAACCAGGUGGAUGGAAGUGAGCCAGAGGUGAAGCAGAUAAUCCAGAGAGUCCUACAGAAUCUGGAUAUGUGGGGGCUUCGUGUUUCCUUGCUAGAACUCCAGCUCCUGUUUAAACAGGCAACCACGCAGGCGGACACUAAUGUUCUGCUGGACAACAUAGCCAGAGGAACCAUUGAUUUGUUUCAUCGUCAGACGGAGACCACCAAUCGGCAUCUGGAACUGGACUCCAGUCAGCAAAAACCUGACCCAGAUGCCAUAUGGCUGGUGGGCCCCUUGAUCUCAAAACUGCCCAGUCAGGUCCAGGGUAGAGUGCUGAAGCUAUCGGGGCAUGUGUUGGAGAGUGGGAACAACUUCCAGUCCAAAGGUCGUGACAAGGAGAGGAGUCAGCGGAGUAAAUCCCUUUUGAGUCACCAACCUUUCCUUUGCCUGAUCCUGACUUGCCUGAAGGGACAGGAUGAGCAGAGAGAGGUUUUGCUAAACUCCCUGCUGUCUCAAAUGGAGAGGUUCAUCAACAAUUGCAAGGAGGCGCUGGAUAAAACUCCAGAUGAAUUCAAAGUACGGGCAAACAUUCAUGAAGCUUUAUUAUUGAAGUUGUCCCUGGUAGGUGGAAUGUUUGACACCAUACAAAGGAACAUGUCCAACACAACAGACUGGGCCCAGCUUCUGCUUCAGUUAGUCACUAGUGGGAUUGUCGAGACACAGUCCAACAAUGAAUUGUUCACGGUCCUGCUGGAUAUGCUGUCAGUCCUCAUUCACGGAACACUGGUAACAGAAGGGUCAGACAAAAGCGAGGAUAUAAAUAAAAUGUACAUCAACCUCAUCAAGAAGCUCAGGAAAGAACUAGGAGACAAGCAGUCAGAUUCCAUUGACAAAAUCCGCCAACUUCUUCCGAUACCCAAACGUUUCUUUGAGGUGAUGAGUUGUGAAGCUCACGGUACACAAAUGGACAGCAAAGGCAACAAGUAUGAUGGAUUCGGCAAGAAAGAGGGAUUUCAAGUGGCCAAAAAGGAGAAGAUAAGUCCAUGGGAAGUGAUUGAGGGCUACAAGAACCCACCUCCUCUGUCCUGGCAUUUAUUUGGGGCAGUCAAGCAGGAGAAAAAACCUCUGAAAUACGAGGAUCAGCACAGAAUUCUGUUGUUUCACACCCACUCCCUGCGCCAGCCCUUGGCUCAUUUCUUGGAUCCACCCUCACUGCCUCCAGAGGAUCUGGAACCAGUGCCGGAAAAACAUGAGGAGAAACCCAAAGAAGCCAAUGAGAACCAACACCCAGAUAUGAGCAAGAAAAGAAAGCCCCCCAAAAAAACGAAGCGCUCCAACAGUGGUAGUGGACAGGGGGGCUACAAUAUACAGCCCACUGUACGCCAGUAUCCGACCUCAGCAAACUGGUACCCGACUCAGACCCAGCAACAUCCACAGUUUUAUGGAAACCAACCAAUGUCAGCAGGUCCCCGCUUUGAAGCUCCUGCUUAUGGUAUGCCAGGGUUGACACCAUCAAAAAUGGCCCUCCAACAAAUGAUUCGAACUCGCCACCCCGGCAACAUGCACCAGUGGUCAGGCUCAAACCAAAAUUCCAUGCAGGCAUUGCAGAUGUUGCAGAAGCAACACAGCCAUCGCAUGGUUCGGCAACAGAUAAGGCAGUCUUUUCAGAACCACAACCGUGGUAUGACAACGGAUGGGGGACAGGGCAUGUUCUCGGGGGGCAUGCAUUCGAUGAACCAGUCACAAGUGGGAAUGUCACAGAACUACGCCCCUUCCUACAACAUUCCUCAGCAAUCCAACAAUAUGGAUCCCUCUAUGAUGGCCCAGGGAAAUUACAACCAGUCCUAUAAUGGGGCACAGAACACAGGAAUGAUGCCCCAGGGUGGAUUCAUCCCUCAACAACAGCCAGCUCAGCAGCACUUCAGCCAGCAGCCCAGUCGCAUGAUAGUACCAAGCCAAAUGCAGACCCCUCAGAAUACAAUGGGGACCGGGAGUUCAAACUACACCCAGAUGGGUCCCACUGGCAUCCCUCAGAGCACCUACAUGCAGAACAUCCCUGGUCCAACCAAUCCACAGAUGCAGCAACAGAUAAGACAACAGAGACUAAUGGCAAUGAAAAGACAGUCUAUGAGCAACCCUGGCCAGCAACCUGGGCCUCCACAGCAACAGAAUGCUGCUCUGAUGGCCCAGAUGCAGCAACAAAUGGCACCCAACCAGUAUGGGAACUAUCCCAAUCAACAGCGCUUUUAAUGCACUAGGUGGUUCCUCUAAUUAGACAGAGAACAAAAAAAUGUAUUGACCACAGAUUGUUAGGGUAAUCCUGCCUCUUGUUUUGUUAAUGACCAAAGAUCAUACUCACAAUUUUAGGGUUGAAUGUGUCAGAAUAGUUAACUGUAGUCAAACUUGACAUAAAAGACUGAAUGAGUUGAUUCGAGUAAACGAAAUGGUUUAGUGCACAUAUUUGCCAUGUACAUAUAUAUCAGAACUAAGAUAAGCAUAUUAUGUAUUACAAAUAUGGAUUGAGAGAGAUAUAAGUGGGUUACUGUAUUUUGUAAUUUGUCAUAAAUUGCAGGUGGUUGUAAAUUUACACUCAGUAUUCACUAAAAGAUGAUUCUAAAUCAACUUCAGUUCAUGACUUCAUUUUUCAAUUGACCAGUGAAAAUCUGGUUUGCAUCAACUUUACAAGAUACAGAUACAUUCAUGGACAGGUUUGAGGCAAGAAGGACAAUGAGAUUCCUGUUUCUUUCACAUGAAUAAUGAAUGUGGUAUUUUAUAUAGAUCUUUGUACAUUUUUGUUGUACAGCAUUCUCCCUGUCUCAAUGAACCGAUUGUUGUUGCUCAGUAACUAGAGAAAGAAUGAAUUGUAAUUUUGAUUUCUGUAAUUACAAUACAAUGUGAAGUGCUUCAGAGAUAAAUGUAUUUGUAGCUUUCUUGUACCUAAAAUUUUAAAAUUACAAUACAUGUAGUUUGGUGUUAGGAAAUUGAUGCGCAGAAGGUAUUUUUAGAGUAAUUGCAUUCAUAUAAUAAUCAUGUGCUGUUAGUAAAUUUAAUGAAUAAUAUUUUAACAGUUAGUGAUUGAUAUUGUGUAAAAAAACAAAAUUAUUAAAAGUAUAAAAUACU